Molecule: messenger RNA, 1670 nt
Organism: Vitis vinifera (wine grape)
Lineage: Eukaryota; Viridiplantae; Streptophyta; Magnoliopsida; Vitales; Vitaceae
Product: aspartic proteinase NANA, chloroplast
Exons: 2
Coding region: 1-1470 (489 amino acids)
Biological process (GO): proteolysis
Molecular function (GO): aspartic-type endopeptidase activity
Source: RefSeq, a predicted model, not a curated record
AUGUAUAGGAUGAAUUGGAGGUCUAUUUCAUUCCAACUCUUCGUCCUUCUACUUCCCAUUAUUCAUGGGUUGGCUUCAGUUUAUGCAGCGGUACUCUCUCAGGAGUACAAUUCAGACACAAUGAGGCUUGAAUUAAUACACAGGCACUCCCCUCAGGUCAUGGGGAGGCCCAAAACUCAACUGCAGCGCCUUAAAGAGCUUGUUCACAGCGACAGUGUUCGCCAGCUUAUGAUUUUACAUAAACUACGGGGCGGACAAAUCCCGAGGAGAAAGGCUAAGGAAGUGUUGAGCAGCAGCAGCGGUAGAGGCAGCGAUGAUGCUAUUGAAGUGCCUAUGCACCCUGCUGCAGACUACGGUAUCGGUCAGUACUCUGUGGCAUUUAAAGUAGGAACCCCAUCCCAGAAAUUCAUGCUGGUUGCUGAUACUGGGAGUGACUUGACUUGGAUGAGUUGCAAAUACCAUUGUAGGAGUCGCAAUUGUUCCAACCGAAAAGCCAGGAGAAUCCGUCAUAAGAGGGUGUUUCAUGCCAAUCUCUCUUCUUCCUUCAAGACAAUUCCAUGCUUGACAGAUAUGUGUAAGAUUGAGCUCAUGGAUCUCUUCUCUCUCACUAACUGCCCCACCCCCCUCACCCCCUGUGGCUAUGAUUACAGGUACUCAGAUGGGUCAACGGCAUUAGGCUUCUUUGCCAAUGAGACAGUAACAGUAGAGUUAAAAGAGGGUAGGAAGAUGAAACUACAUAAUGUACUGAUAGGGUGCAGUGAAUCUUUCCAAGGCCAAAGCUUCCAAGCAGCUGAUGGUGUCAUGGGGUUAGGCUACAGCAAGUACUCCUUUGCAAUAAAGGCUGCUGAAAAGUUUGGUGGCAAGUUCUCGUACUGCCUGGUUGAUCACUUAAGCCACAAGAAUGUUUCAAAUUAUCUCACCUUUGGCAGCAGUAGAAGCAAAGAAGCAUUGUUAAACAACAUGACAUAUACUGAACUCGUUUUAGGAAUGGUUAAUUCAUUCUAUGCUGUAAAUAUGAUGGGCAUCUCCAUUGGUGGUGCCAUGUUAAAAAUCCCAUCUGAAGUAUGGGAUGUAAAGGGGGCUGGUGGAACCAUACUUGACUCAGGUUCCAGCCUAACAUUCCUGACAGAGCCAGCAUACCAGCCUGUCAUGGCUGCAUUGAGGGUGUCCUUGCUCAAGUUUAGAAAAGUGGAAAUGGACAUCGGACCAUUAGAGUAUUGCUUCAAUUCCACAGGAUUUGAGGAGUCCUUGGUGCCAAGAUUAGUGUUCCAUUUUGCAGAUGGAGCUGAGUUUGAGCCACCAGUGAAGAGCUAUGUCAUCAGUGCGGCUGAUGGAGUAAGGUGUCUGGGGUUCGUAUCUGUAGCUUGGCCUGGGACCUCUGUGGUUGGCAACAUUAUGCAACAAAACCAUUUGUGGGAGUUUGACUUAGGCCUAAAGAAGCUGGGUUUUGCUCCCUCCAGCUGCACCUGAAUUUAUUUUUAUCUUUUUUAAAAGUUUGGAGAAAGUAAUCACCCACCGUCAUUGUUAAUUCUUGUAACUUUCCUUCUUUUCCUUUUCUCAUAUAUGUUUAAUAUCUUGUGUAUCCCGCUAUUUGUUCCAAUUUUCUUGUAAUAUUAUAACAAUCUCUAGCUCUAUUGAAUCAGCUCACUGCUUCCUGGUUGGUUUUAAGA